This is a messenger RNA of Cornus florida, 1870 nucleotides long. Its product is annotated as nudix hydrolase 2-like. Lineage: Eukaryota; Viridiplantae; Streptophyta; Magnoliopsida; Cornales; Cornaceae. The transcript has 10 exons. Gene Ontology annotation, molecular function: NADH pyrophosphatase activity; NAD binding; ADP-ribose diphosphatase activity. The record is from RefSeq and is a predicted model, not a curated record. Bases 789 to 1640 code for a protein of 283 amino acids.
UAUAUACAGAUAUAUUCAGUUUGACUAUAGUAUAUAUAUAAAGAUAUACUUGAUGUUUUUUCUAAAUUAUUGUUCUUUAAAUUUUAUUUUCAAAAAUUCUUUUUCCUUGAGUAAUUAAUUCAUUUUUUUUUUUUUUCCUGAUUUAUUUAUUGUUAGUUUGGUAAGCAUUUUCAUACGCUUUGCCCCAUUGCAGGGUUCAAACCCUGUCUUUUCGAGUGUUUGUGUAAUUUACGAGUCAAACUUUGGCGUGCAACUUUAGGCAUGUUUGUAAAUUUCAGAGAGUGUUUGUGUAAUUUACAUUUUAUGAAUUGGAAACUGUUUUAUCAUUUUACUUUUGUACUUUGUAUAACUUUUCUCUGAACCUGUAUGGGUAAUGGGAAACCAUUCUAUCGCUUUCGUCGAGAUUGUCCGAGACACGCUGUCCAUUCUAAGCCCAUUGAAUUAUCAACGUGCACAACUUAACACGUCAAGAAUAUGUCAGGAAGGUUGUAUACGUUUAGAAUAAGUAUAAAUAUGGUCAUGAGUCCAUUUCUUGGUUCUCAGUCGAUCCAUCUGAAUUAUUCAAAGUCCAAGAUUAAUCUCCGCGUCCAAGUAACUACUGUUUUUAGCCAUAUAACUUUCGGUUCGUACCCAGAACUUUAUCUGCAAUUAUUUUUGCCGGUAAGACCUUUCUAUCAUCACCAAAUUCGACUAUUUGUUCCACACUAGUUGUCCCAAACAGCUGUUGUUCUCCGUUUGCACAUUCAAAAGGUCUCAAGGUUCAAGCUGUGAUUCCAUUCACCAGAAUCAUGUCAAGUACAAGUGAAACGAGUUCACCAUUGGUUGUGAUUCCUGAAAAUGAAAUUCAGCAUAUUGAAUUACUUUCUGCAUCCACUGAUAGAUAUGAAGGAGUCACUGUAGAUAUGAAGGAGCCUAUGGAUCCUCAUGUUUUUGCUACUUCGCUUCGUGCUUCAAUAUCAUUGUGGCGCCAAGAGGGAAAGAAAAGUGUUUGGAUUAAAUUGCCUAUUGAGCUUUCAGAUCUUGUUGCUCCUGCAGUCAAGGAAGGAUUUUGUUAUCAUCAUGCCGAAUCUACAUACUUAAUGCUUGUAUAUUGGAUUCCUGAAACUCCAAAUACUCUCCCUGCAAAUGCUUCACACCGUGUAGGAAUUUGUGCAUUUGUCGCGAAUAAUAAGGGGGAGGUUCUGGUAGUCCAAGAAAAAAGUGGCCAUUUCGGAGGCACUGGCAUCUGGAAAAUGCCCACUGGGGUGGUUGACGAGGGGGAGGAUAUAUGUGCAGCCGCAGUCAGAGAAGUGAAAGAGGAGGCAGGAAUUGAGACAGAAUUCGUGGAAGUCCUCGCAUUCAGGCAAAGUCACAAGUCAUUCUUUAGCAAGUCAGACUUGAUGUUUGUUUGCAUGCUAAGGCCACUCUCAUUUGAUAUCCAGAAGCAAGAUUCAGAGCUCGAGGCAUCACAGUGGAUGUCAUUUGAGGAAUAUGCAGCCCAACCAUAUGUGCUGAAAAGUGAGAGCUUCAAUAAUGUUGCAAAAAUAUGCUUAGCAAAGAAGGACAAGGACUAUGCUGGCUUUUCUGUGAUGCCUGCAACUACAGGAUUUUCUGCUAAAAAGAGUUUGUUAUACUGCAAUAAUCAAGAUCUGUUGCGUUGAACCUUUUGAUGAAGCAACUUACAGCGGACAAAAAUAAAAAUUGAAUAAAACUUUUAAAUUGGAAUGUUGUGAAUGUAGUUUUCAUUUCUUUGAUAAAAGAAGUGGUUUUGUACAUAUAUUUUCUUAUAUAAAUUAACAGAUGGACACAGUACAAUUCAUUUGAUUUUGUCCCAAGGUGGGAUAUAUUGUACAUGAAAUAGUUAAUAAAAUCAUCUGAUAAUUAAGAUUUA